CCCCAGCAAGAUGGGGGUACCAGGGGUGCGGCAGUAGAGGAGGGCUCUUUGGGGUAUGGGGAGAGAGAGGCGAGCGGUGGGGCUACCUCUAUGCAAGUGAAUGAGAGUGAGGGAGGCUCGGCUGGGUCUUACUCUUUGGGGAACGAUUAUCAGAAAAGCACAGGAGGUGG
This is a messenger RNA of Perkinsus marinus ATCC 50983, 170 nucleotides long. RefSeq lists its product as hypothetical. The transcript has a single exon. The annotation marks the transcript as partial. Lineage: Eukaryota; Perkinsozoa; Perkinsida; Perkinsidae. The record is from RefSeq and is a predicted model, not a curated record.